This is a messenger RNA of Tympanuchus pallidicinctus (lesser prairie-chicken), 282 nucleotides long. RefSeq lists its product as uncharacterized. NCBI's taxonomy places the organism in Eukaryota, Metazoa, Chordata, Aves, Galliformes, Phasianidae. The record is from RefSeq and is a predicted model, not a curated record. The annotation marks the transcript as partial. The transcript is spliced from 2 exons.
CCUAAAAGACCCCAAAAUCCACUCAAAAAGCCCCAAAAUCCACUCAAAAAGCCCCCAAAUGAAACCAAAAUCCCCUCUAAAAGCCCUAAAAUCCCUCAAAAGACCCCAAAAUCCUAUAAUAGAAACCCAAAAUCCCAUUCAAAAACCCCAAAUCCCAUAAAGGACCCCAAAAUCCCUUAAAAGACCCCAAAAUCCACUCAAAAAGCCCCAAAAUCCCCUAAAAAUACCCUAAAAUCCCCUAAAAGACCCCAAAUCCCCUUAAAAGACCCCAAAAUCCCAUAA